AUGGCUGGCCUGAAGAACAUCUUCAGUAAAAAGUCGACGGAGGUCGACUCCGAGGCAGAGGCCCGCCGCAGGGCGUCCGUCGCGAAGAGCAAGCGCCGCAAGGCCAAGCUCGGCUCCACCGCUACCAUCUUUGCGGCCGGAGCGGCGCUCUUCUCGGACGGAUAUGCGAACGCCGUCAUCUCGCCCGUCAACACGGUGCUCGCCAUUCUGUACCCGGAGACGAUGGACUCGAAGAAGAACAACAACCGGACGGUCCUCAGUGCCGUCGCUUUCGCAGGAAUGAUUCUCGGUAUCCUCUCCUUUGGCGUCAUCUCGGACAAGAUGGGCCGCAAGCCAGGCAUGUUCCUCACCUCUUCGAUCAUCGUUAUCUGUCUCAUCCUCUGCGCUGCCUCCUCGGGUCCUCCCCAGGUCAUGAUCAACUGCCUCAUCGCCUUCCGUUUUUUCCUCGGUAUCGGUAUCGGCGGCGAGUACCCCUGUGGCUCCACUGCGGCUGCCGAAUCGUCCGAGAACUCGACGGUCAAGAAGGGUCGCCAGCAACGCCUGUUCGUCUGGGCCACGCACUUCAUCAUCGACAUGGGCUUCCCCGCUGCGUGGUUCGUGCCCCUCGUGCUUGUCUGGAUCUUUGGCGAGAGCCGCAAGGGCCUCGGCAUUGUGUGGCGCGGCGCGUUCGUGCUCGGCGCCUUCCCGCCGCUGCUCCUCAUCAUCGCGCGCCUGUUCAUGGACGAGCCUGAGGUGUACAAGAAGAACUCGAUGAAGCACAAGAAGAUCCCCUACAAGCUCAUCUUCCGCCGGUACUGGGUGCGCCUGCUUGCCGUGUGCUUCUGUAUGUACGCUGGAACGAUCACGUCCAAGGCGAUCGGCGACGACCCUCCCCUCGUGCAGCAGCUCGGCUGGGGCUGUCUCAUCAACUUCUUCUACGUUCCCGGUGCCUUCAUCGGCGCAUACCUCUGUGACUGGCUCGGUCCCAAGCCGACCAUGAUCCUGGGUCUCGUCAUGCAGUCCAUCUUCGGAUUCGCCCUCUCCGGCGCCUACGGCUACUUCAAGGAGCGCAUCGUCGGCUUUGCGAUCAUGUACGGCAUCUUCCUGUCGUGGGGCGAGGUCGGUCCCGGAAACAACGUCGUUCUCUUCGCCGCCAAGGCUUCGGGCCCCACCGCGGCCCGCGCGCAGCUCUACUCCCUCGCCGCGGCCAGUGGAAAGGUCGGCGCCUUCAUCGGCACGUACACGUUCGACUACAUUGUGCGCCGCUUCCCGCCCGGAGACCUCCAGGAGACGGGUAUCUUCUACAUUGGCUCCGGUCUUGCGCUCCUUUCUGCGCUGGUUGUUCUCAUCUUCUUCCCCAACAUUCGCGCGGACGCCAUGAACGACGAGGACGCCCUGUUCCGCCAGUACCUCAUCGAGCACGGCUACGACGUCUCGGGCAUGGGUAUCGGAAGUGAGACCUCGCUCGAGAGCGGCGCCACCAUCGAGGACGACAAGAAGGUCUUCCCGAACGGAGUCCGCGAGGAGGUCGUCGAGGCGGACAUUGACGACAAGAAGUAG
This is a messenger RNA of Trichosporon asahii var. asahii CBS 2479, 1539 nucleotides long. RefSeq names its product phospholipid transporter. Gene Ontology annotation, molecular function: carboxylic acid transmembrane transporter activity. Bases 1 to 1539 code for a protein of 512 amino acids. The record is from RefSeq and is a predicted model, not a curated record. Gene Ontology annotation, biological process: carboxylic acid transport; transmembrane transport. Lineage: Eukaryota; Fungi; Basidiomycota; Tremellomycetes; Trichosporonales; Trichosporonaceae. Gene Ontology annotation, cellular component: plasma membrane. The transcript is spliced from 5 exons.